Talaromyces atroroseus is the source of this 1290-nucleotide messenger RNA. RefSeq lists its product as hypothetical. Lineage: Eukaryota; Fungi; Ascomycota; Eurotiomycetes; Eurotiales; Trichocomaceae. The transcript has a single exon. The record is from RefSeq and is a predicted model, not a curated record. Bases 1 to 1290 code for a protein of 429 amino acids.
AUGUCGAAACUCACACCAAGCGAGAUUAAGGAACUGGCUUCCUGCUUACGUCUCAGGGUAGACUCACCAGGUGCGGAUUGCUCACGAGUCCGCUACGCCAUCGAUCACAUUCCUCAUCAUCUCCGCGCGUCGAAAAUGAUCAAUCUCUUUGUCAAAGCUGGUCUAUUCAAUAAGUUGUGCUGCGUCCACGAAGGCUUGGAUUCAAGUACUGUCUCGUCAAUAUUUGACUCCUUGCGAGCAGAGGUAAUAGACUCAGUCCAGUCUCUGAGACAAUAUGCAUAUCUGCUUGGGCCAGAUGAGAAUAUGGCCCUGGACCGUACCGCAGGUAUCGAGGGAAUGUGGAGGGAGUCCAUAGACAAAGAUCGAUCCACACAUUCUAUGCACUGGAAAUAUCAAGCCGAUCAAUGCCAGGCCUGCAUGCUUUCCAGGGUCGCCUCAAAGCCGGCGGUGCUACGAGAAUUGCGAACCCUAAUUUUGGGAAAAGUGACAAGCACAGGCAGUACGAUUCUGAUUCUUUCAUUCAUUAAUGAAUGGAUCAUGCUUACGGAUCAAAAGGAUGAGUUGUUCUACUUGUCUGGACAACGGGCUGCUGUUAUCAAAAAUGCGAAGCAGGAAUGGAGGAAAAUGAAGGCUAUGACGGAACACCACAAUACACAGCAACAGCGUGUUAGCUCUCAUAAGGCUCACAUUCUCACCGAAAGGAUACUUGAAAAUUCCAAGCCGCGUCCUUCUGUGGCAUCAUUAUCUCGCCCACCUAGUCGAAAUGCUCACGAGUUUGCGGAAAUUGAAUCUAUUCUGCGAAGUUACGGGUCGGACAUAGAGACAGAUGCCUCUCAUCUACCUCCUUCUGAAGAAAGCUAUUCGUCUUCGACUAUCAGUGACUACUCCCAUGGUGACAGCAUGACGACGAUGAACAGUUUGCAUAAUGAAGGAAAUAUUUCCGAUCAUUUUCAUCCAGAUGGUGCUCUAUCAUACUGUAUGCAUGGCCCCUGGCCAUCCACAGAAGGAUUGCAAGAUCCGCGUCCCCGAGUCUCAGUCACUCCUGACUCAUCAGCGGGGACACUUGUUACAUCGUUUGUAACAUACCCCGAGUUCCACGGAUUGCACAGGUCUUCAGAGUCAGAGGCUGAGUUGCCUAACAGACUCACCAUUCCUCCGCUUCGCUCACACUCUCCCUUUGCUGUUCCACAUCUUAUUCCUUCACGCCGUCCGUCUAUGUCUUCUCCAUAUCGUUCUGUACCAGGAUUGAAUACUACUGCCCAGGAUAGACAGUGGCCAGAGUCACGAUGA